GCUUCGGAUGCCGAAGCUGUGCUACCAGAGAGGGACCCUGGGGCCGAUGACCAUCCGCCCUCGAGCAUCGGAAUGAGCGACCUCCCUGCUUCAAGAGCAUCGUUGAAGAUGAAGAGUCCUUAAAACCAAACAGACUCAAUGGGCUUUGUGAUGCUUUGUGAUGCUUUGCAGAGCGUGUUUUUUUAGGUCAUCAUCCAAGUAGCUCCCACACGGAACAGUGUUUAAGUUUUAAGUGUGUGCGCGCAGCCAAGGUGAGGAGCAAGAUCACAACGAGCAUGAACUUUAUCCCUCACACCACCAAGCGGUUGACACAGGUGGCUCAAAUGGAGAUCCUGACGACGCAUUACUUGGCGACGGUGAGGCUGCUUCAAGCCAUCGGCAAAAGGGCAAAGGCAAGGGUGCCAGCCACGGUGGUUCAAGCCGCAGCUCGGGCAUCGAGGGUUCAACUCGGGGUCGCCCAGAUAGCCGGGAGAGAGACCGUGACUGGCGCUCCACAUCUAGAGCUCGUUCAGCUUCUUUCGACGAGAACCGGUUUUCAUCCUGGAAGGGGAAGGGGAAAGCCAAGGGGAAGGGAGGCAGGGGGGCUGCAGAAAGGCAAAGGGAAGGCCUUCUGCUGGUAUGGCUACGAGUGCUCCCGUGUGGAUUGCUGGUUCCAUCAUCCAGACGGCCGCUCCAUCGAUGGGCACGGAAGCGAGGAACAUGUGCGCGCGGUGUCCGCGGAGGUGUCGCUGGCGCGGAGGGGAGGAGGGGCUUGGAACGACCGGAAAGGAAGAGGGAAAGGGAAGUGCUGGAAGGGCUACGAUUGCACAAGGGUAAAUUGCUGGUUCGAUCACCCAGAGGGCCGGGAGAUUGAUACAAGGACGAGAAGUUCGAGUCGAGAGAGGUCUUCAAGUCAGCAGCGUCUCACGGGAAGAGAAGCGGGCGCACGUGUGGUCUCGCAAAUGGAUCUCAGCCAUGACUAUUGCAAACAGCUGAAAGAUGGAAUGCUCUACCACCUGGCAUUCUUCCUUCGAAGAUACCAGCUAGUGGGACGUGUCUCCAAUCUUCAGCUGGAACUUCUCACCUUUCUUCCAGAAGGCAUCUGGAACUUGGAACAGCUUCAUGAGGAUAUCCAGGUGGAGCUGGCGAGACUCAGCUCCUUACGCGUGGAACUCACGGAGCAAAUCCCUCUGCCUCAAGCGUUGGUUCCUCGCUUGAUGGGGCCUGAAGGUGCCCACAUGAACGUGCUCAGCCGGGAUUUGGGAGUGCAGAUCACGCUGGAACACGGAGCGGAACCAGGUGUCGGUGCUGAGGAGCAAACAGCCACAGCUUGGAUGGUGGGGGCGCCCGAAGUCCUCUUGGAUGCGCGGAAUGCCUUGGAGAACCAUUUGAUCUCCUUGUCCACCCGAAGUCCUGCCGAUCUGGAAGAACAACUCGCGCACGAACGGCAGCAAAGCGUGCACAUCUUUGUAGACAACAGCAACAUUUGCAUCGGGUGCCAGUUGCUGCCCACUGGAAUCCGGGACUUUCAGCAACGGAUUUACAUCAAAGGCUUUACUGGUGCCCUUCAAGGUGUCAGGACGGUGCAGCGGCGCGUGGUGAUGGGCUCUCGCCCCUCGGCGCCCUCGAUCUGGGCGGCGUGGAAGCGCGCCGGCUACGAAGUGCAAACCGCGCAUCGUGAUCCGAGAAACCGUGAAGAGUUUGUGGAUGGUCGUCUUGUAGGAGAAGCCUUGAUGCAUGUGCUGCGCUUCCCUCGUUGUGACGACGAUCAUGUGCUGAUCCUGGCGACGGGGGAUGGAAACCUUGGAGGUCAAGCACCCAAUACCGCUGGAGCCAACUUCCAGAACUUGGUCCAGACCGUCGCGGAGGGUCGCGUGCCGGGCUGGAGCGUGGAGGUCUGGUGUUGGCGCUCCAGCUGCCAUGGAGUCUACAAGAGGAUGGCCAAGGAAGGCCAGAUUCGGCUUUGCUUCCUCGAUGGUCUUCGAAAGCAGGUCACCAUGACUGCCCGUUCCACGGCUGAGCUCGUGGCUGACCCCUUGGCCCCGGAGGACACUUGUGUGCAGUGCUUGCAAGCGGAGCCAACGCAUGCAUUCUACCCCUGCACUCAUCGAGUUCUUUGCGCCUUGUGCGCAGCGGAGACACGCCCACAUCUCAACACUCAUCCCCUAGGCCUGUGCUUCAUUUGCCGCUGCCCUUGGCAAGACAUCCGCGUGGCAGAGCAACGAAUGACCAUUUAAGCCGCCGCUCCUGGCCAACGAUCCACAGAUCCUGGACGUUUGCAACAGACGGAUGUGAGGUGCUGGUGAACCACGAGAGCGGGCCAGGGACUUGCGAUUUGGCCGAGAGUGAGCAGGUCGCAUGUGCGGAGGUUUUCGAACAGGCCGAGUUUCCCGGCAACCUUCCAACCUUCCAACCCGAGACUGUGGCUAGCUGCCUUAAACCUCGAGUUUCUGCUUCGAUAUCAUCAAUGGUGGAAGCAAUGGAGUUGGACUGUGAGGAGUGAAACUGGCAGCGCGCGCCGGUCUUGCUUUUCAGGCCUCCAGUCGGCUGGACGGCAGCGACUUCGACUUCGUCGCAGGCAGCGCUGCCACAGCUCGCUGGGCGGCCGACUUCGCAGACUUCGAAGCUCAUCGAACAAAGGUUCGAAGCAGAUCACGG
This is a messenger RNA of Durusdinium trenchii, 2637 nucleotides long. Lineage: Eukaryota; Dinophyceae; Suessiales; Symbiodiniaceae. The record is from the annotation of a GenBank genome assembly.